Messenger RNA from Exophiala dermatitidis NIH/UT8656, 1527 nucleotides. RefSeq names its product transcription initiation factor TFIIH subunit H4. The transcript has a single exon. The record is from RefSeq and is a predicted model, not a curated record. Gene Ontology annotation, biological process: nucleotide-excision repair. The coding region runs from base 1 to 1527 and encodes 508 amino acids. Gene Ontology annotation, cellular component: transcription factor TFIIH core complex; transcription factor TFIIH holo complex. Gene Ontology annotation, molecular function: ATPase activator activity; double-stranded DNA binding. NCBI's taxonomy places the organism in Eukaryota, Fungi, Ascomycota, Eurotiomycetes, Chaetothyriales, Herpotrichiellaceae.
AUGGCAGAUACAACGCUUCAGUCAUGGGAGUACUUGGAAACUCUUCCAGGAACGCAGUUUUACCGGCUAUACCGCAGCCCGGCAUCUGCACUGGCGAUUUUCCGCAAGCGGCUGACGAGUCUGGCCAAGUCGUUCGUCAUGAUGCUUGUAUACAUGCCUGCACCAGUACCGGUGAAACAACUGGAGCUUUUUGUCAAGGACACAAGCCGCGGAGAGCGGGAAUACGCCAUUGACCUGCUUCACCGCUACCACAUCUUCAAGGAUGUUACCUACAACGGCGCAAAGGCGUACGCUUUGACCCCGGACUUUGCAAAGUCACUACGGCGCGCGUUGACCGGUGCAGGUGACAGCCGGUCUUUCGGACAAGUGGCCACCAACGUCCCGGAGGACCAAAAAGUGACCAUUGCACAACUGGACGAGUACGCUCGGCAACGAUGGGAAGGCAUCUUGGGAUACAUGGUGGGGUCGUCGUCCAUUCUGCUGGAGAGCGGGACGACGGAGAACCAGGCCUCGAUCCAGCCGUCGCCGGGCGUCAUUGAGCUGCUCAAGGCGGGCCACCUGAUCGAAUUAACUGGAACGUACAGUCGGGGGCAAGCGGCCAAGAUCACCAAGGAAGGAUUCGCCUUUGUGCUGCAAGACAUAAACACGCAGAUUUGGGCCUUAUUGUUUCUCUACGUCGACAACGCAGAGGUAUUUGAAAUGGACAAGGUCGAUGUCCUGUCAUUUUUGUUCUUCGUGUCAUCCCUCGAACUGGGCCUGGCAUAUUCCACCGCACCUCUCGACGAGACCCAGUCACGAUGUCUGUCGGACCUGGUCUCCUUCGGUAUAGUGUACCAGCCACUAUUGGAGGACGGCACGCCCGUCGACUACUUUUACCCGACACGCCUAGCAACGACCUUGACCUCUGAUUCGAGUACCACCCUCUCCGCCACAAACACGACGCUCGCCUCUUCCCUGUCAACGAAAUCAGCACACUCAUCCUCCUCCUCAUCAGCCGGCGCAGGCAAAGGCUUCAUCAUUGUCGAAACAAACUAUCGACUCUACGCAUACACAUCAUCGCCACUUCAAAUUGCUUUGCUAUCUUUGUUCGUCAACCUGCGAUCCCGCCACCCCAAUUUGGUCACGGGCAAAAUGAGCAAGUCGUCCGUCCAGCGCGCCAUCCAAGCCGGCAUCACCGCCGACCAGAUCAUCUCGUACCUCACCUCCCAUGCACACCCGCAGAUGCGCCGCCACGCACAGGCCGAACAGGCCCGCAACGCCGACCCCAAUCGCGUCGUGCCCAUCUUGCCCGCCACCAUUCUCGACCAGAUCCACCUGUGGCAGCUGGAACGUGAUCGUAUGACCACCACCCCGGGCUUCCUGUUGAAGGAUUUCCCCAACCAAGCCGACUAUGAAGCCCCCUGUCGCUAUGCCGAUGAGAUCGGUGUCCUGGUCUGGAAGAAUGACAAGAAACGCAUGUUCUUCGUCAACAGGAUCGAAGGGGUUCGCGCUUUCAUGGCUGAACGCCGCGCAAAUGCCCAAGGCUGA